AGUAUCAUGCGUAUCGACAUGGGGCAAUUACAAAAGUUAAUAAUCAUUACAAUAGGCAUAUGAUUAAACAAUAACCGCUGUAGAAUUGUGUCUUUUAUUCGGGUAAAAGCAAAAUACAGUGCAAACGCUCUGCGGCUCUGGCUAUAAAUUCACAGAAGACAUGGAGAAAUUUCUGGGCCUGAUCAAGAGCUGUUUGGGACGCGCGCCAUCCCAUCCUCCACAGCGGACACUACGAAAAUGCAAAGCCUCCGCGACCGAUUUCACUGAUAUGCCACAUAGCUGUUGGGCUGAUUCGAUGUUUCGGGAUGUUGUUGGUGGAGUGUGGACGGCGAACCCUCUCGAUGCAAAUAUCGUUGUGAGUCCCUUCGCGGUGGAUAUUCUUUGGAAAGGUCUGUUUCCUGAAUAUCCUGUCUCCCUGAACACGCGUCCAUUCCCUCCGGUUUCGGUGUACAGUUUUAGUGUAAAGUAUCCGGAAAUGAUUCAACCCAUCGCGGACAUGGUCGGUGCGUUGAAUUCUAUUACUACCGCGCUUUUCCCUGAUUAUGCCUCCCUUUUGGCUCCGCAUUACGAGAAGACACCAGAAUUAGCCGAAAAUUGCAGAUUUAUUGGAGGCAUUGUGGAACGGUUCCCUGAAAAACCUCCCGCCACAACGGACCAAAAUGUGGAGGGAAAAAUAACCAUGUUAUUAACGCAUUAUAAACGCGAAGCGCAGUUGAUCAUGGUGAAUAUCGCCGAUUUCUCCGGUCAGUGGGAAUUUCCUUUUGACGAAGCAGAAACCAAGACAGGGACGUUUCACGGUCUGGCUAAUGUUGAAAAAACCGUGGCGUUCAUGACAAAUAAAAAUCUCAUAUGUCGUCAGGUCAAUAUUUAUAACAAGCGACUGAAAACAAAUGUUGCACAGAUGAUCAUUCUCCAUAUGGCCGAGAAAAAAUUCUGCGUUAUGCUGAUUUUACCGGCAAAUAGCAACGAAGGAAUAAAUGACUUUGAAAGAGAGCUGACCGUUGGAAAAUUGUUGGCAUGGCGGCAGAAGAGCAAGGAAGACCUGGCGCACGUUGUUCUCCCAAAGUUCCGUAUCUGCUGUGAUGUGGAAUUGCGACCGUUUGACUCAGAGAUGAAUAUGGACAAACGUCUGGCACUGGCAACCGCGGAUCGUAUUACGGUGUCCAGGGAAAAUGGGCAAUUCGCGGCUGUCAGCCAAUUCCGACAGCAGGUUGCCGUAGAGAUGAAUGAAUUCGGCAUUAAUGCAGCUCCGGCAGCCUACUGCAGCAAAGAGUUUAAUACUGGGGAUUCUAAACCGGAUUUCCUGGCAAAUCGUCCGUUCUUGUUGAUUAUCUGGAACGAAAUGGUCAACGUUCCCGUCUUUAUGGGUCGCAUCACGGAGCCCUGUUGAUGCGGAUCGUUAAUGUCAUCAUGGCAUGUCGUUAAUAUCGUUCGGAGCAUGCUGACGCAAAACUCUGUAUGGACACGAUGAGAAAUCCAAAGACUUCGGUCAGCUUUGUAGUUGUCAUGGCGGGAUAUCAUUCAUCAGUCAGCAAUCAAAGUGACCGGCAUGUACUCGUCCCCAGGAAUUUCCAGGAGUGCAUCUAAGCUGGCAACCCAUGUCGCGCGCUACAUAAAUAGUUCCCGUUCUAUCUGCUGCCGAUAGUUCCUUAUUCAUCGCACAACUUUCUUUUUGAUUUGUUUUUCCAGAGUCUGUAAUCAUCAAAAGAAAACUGGAAAAUAUCGGAAUUUAAAACUUUUGAAAAUUGCAAACGUGGAAGAAGGUUUCUUUUACAGUGCAUC
This is a messenger RNA of Paramacrobiotus metropolitanus, 1782 nucleotides long. Its product is annotated as serpin B9-like. The record is from RefSeq and is a predicted model, not a curated record. The coding region runs from base 161 to 1390 and encodes 409 amino acids. Lineage: Eukaryota; Metazoa; Tardigrada; Eutardigrada; Parachela; Macrobiotidae. The transcript has 2 exons. Gene Ontology annotation, molecular function: serine-type endopeptidase inhibitor activity.